AUGUCGACAGGUCUACCACGAUGUGGUCCUUGCGAGCGAGCAAGUGCCGUCUGCGAAUACUUCGACUCGAAUAGAGGCCAGAAUGUGAACAGGAGUUAUGUCGUGCACCUCCAGCACAAAGUUCGGCAACUGGAAAAAGAGCUGGACCAGGUGGAGAACGAAGACGCAGGAGACGAUCCGGAAACCAUGAUGCAAGCAGCCACCAUACGGAUGCACGAUGCUCAAGACACAAAAUAUCUGGGACCGUCGAGCGGCAUUGCUAUUACACGGCUGGUCAUGCAACUGGCGAAACAAUUCACGGACGCCAAGAGUAUCAAGGACAUUGUACCGGAGCAGAGAGCGCGGCAGAUCAAGGACCUAUACCACCAGGAGCAAGCGAAGCCGACCUCAAAAGUGUAUCCUUUGAUCAGCAAUGUUGCUGCGGAUGAUCUGCCGCAGCGACCACUUACAGAUCUCGUCGUACAGUUAUACAAGCUGAGGGUGCAGCCACUGUACCCAGCUCUGCAUGAACCAACACUGGAUGCGGACGUGGAGGCAGUCUACACAAAGCGCGACAACGCCACACCUAUCCAGAACUUUGUAUGCCGUCUGGUAGUUGCUAUCAGCCUUCAGAAGAUGGACACGCAGUACGCUGGCCUGGCCGACAGCUACUAUCUCGCCGCGCUGAAAUGGUUAGAGCCAGUAGUCAAACCAAUGGACCUGAGGACGUUGCAGGCUUUUGCUCUCAUGGCAGAAUACUCUCUUCUCACCCCGACCAGAACCGCGAUAUACUAUGUACUGGGAAUAGCAGUCCGGCUACUCCAGUCUCUUGGAUUUCAUGAAGAGAAGACAAUCGUGCGACCGGGCGCAGACGGCAAACUUGACGUUCUUGAGAUUGACAUGAGAAGAAGGGUGUUCUGGUGCAUUAUGGUCAUGGAUUAUGGCUUGGCGCAUUCGCUCGGCCGACCUGCGAUGCUUGCGACAAGCCAUGAGCAUGUCGAUGUGAAAUGGUUCGAGACGUGCGACGACCAGUACAUAACACCAGAUGGUAUCGAUGUCACCGCUCCACGACCGACACUGAAGAAAUGGAUUGCGAUCCACUUCUUCAAGAUGCGACUAUUGCAACUUGAGAUCAGACGAAAGUUGUACCAAGUAAAGCGUCCGAAGCCGGUAGACGAUCGCGACCCAUGGUUUCACCAAAUGGAUGCAAAGCUGUGCGCGUGGCGAGACGCAUCACCGAAUAAUAACGACGAGGGCAUUGGUCUCGACAAAGUCUGGUUCGUUGCGCGCUACAACACCAUGGUGGUCUUUCUCUACCGACCGUCACCACAAGUACCACGGCCGACACUUGAUGCUGCUUUGAAGUGUUUCCUCGCGUGCCGCUACAACAUCCACGUGAUGCGAGAGCAGAUGAAGAACAACAAUGUGGACUUGACUUGGGUCUUUGCGCAGACACUGUUCAUGGCUAUCAAUACCAUGCUCUGGUCGUUAAGCUACGACGAGGUACGCAAACAGCACAACAAAGCGACGGUGGAGCAGCAUCUUGAGGUCGCCAUGCUUUGCAUACAAUUGGCCUCGGAUCGAUGGCCAGGUGUUGCGAGUGCUGUGCAGCUCUACAUUAAUCUGAUCGCGGCUGUGCUAAGGGUCUACGAGAAGGAUGGCGACAUACCCAUCUCCGCAGCUACACCGUCAGAAGUAGCAUCACCUGGCCACAUGUUCCCGGAUUCAUUCAACGGCUCUCAGACGACUAGUCCCGCAACUGUUAGUAGUACCUCAGUGACGACGCCGCCAGUGGCCGACACAGCACCAUUUGGCUACUUCCAGCAGCAAGCCAGGCGCAGUGUAGAGCAGCCCCCACCAAUGCCAUACUCGAGCCAUAUGGACAACAUGCAAGCCGGCCUCGACCAAGUAAUCCCACCAGCACAGAACCAAGGGAUGCCUCAAUACAAUGCCCGCUCCCUCUCUGGCCAAACCAUUCAUCACCAACAUAUGCCUGCCCAGAGCAUGCCAUUCGACCCCAAUAGCAUCGCGAAUCCUCUCCCUCAAUGGCUACCAGAACUCGGCGUACCGAACUGGUCCGGCCCACAGCAACAACCACUACACUACUCGACCGCAAACAACGGCGCACACCAACAGCAACAAAAUAUGUAUCCAGCCUACGGCAACCCAGCUUUCGACCCUCACAGCCAACAAUAUCCUUUCUCACGCACGCAUGAUAUGUCAAACGGUAACGGCAACGGCAACGAUCAAUGGAUGCCGCAAUAUAAUUGGGUCAUGGACGAUAGCUCGUUCGGCACGGGUCUGACGUAUGAUCAGCAGCAGGAACUGCUCCAUCAGAUGGAGACGAGUGGGAUGGGGGAGAUCCAGGGCAUGAUUUCGCAGACGCUUUCGUCGAUGGCGCCGAAACCUCGGUAG
Messenger RNA from Recurvomyces mirabilis, 2394 nucleotides. RefSeq lists its product as uncharacterized. Gene Ontology annotation, biological process: DNA-templated transcription; positive regulation of transcription by RNA polymerase II. Gene Ontology annotation, molecular function: sequence-specific DNA binding; DNA-binding transcription factor activity, RNA polymerase II-specific; zinc ion binding. The record is from RefSeq and is a predicted model, not a curated record. Bases 1 to 2394 code for a protein of 797 amino acids. NCBI's taxonomy places the organism in Eukaryota, Fungi, Ascomycota, Dothideomycetes, Mycosphaerellales, Teratosphaeriaceae. The transcript has 2 exons.